Molecule: messenger RNA, 501 nt
Organism: Talaromyces marneffei
Lineage: Eukaryota; Fungi; Ascomycota; Eurotiomycetes; Eurotiales; Trichocomaceae
Exons: 1
Coding region: 1-501 (166 amino acids)
Source: RefSeq, a predicted model, not a curated record
AUGCAUUUCACAAUUCCAACCAUAACCCUGAUUGCCGUCGCCACCACCGGUGCCCUCGCCGACUCCGAUGGCUAUCCCCCACAAUACUCCUACCCCGUGAGCGUGAGCGUGAGCUCCAGUAGCCACACCCCGACCCCGACCCCGACCCCCACCUACCUGGCUGUCACAACGCCCAUCCCAACCAAGAGCAGCAAAAGCAGCAAAGCCGUCUCUCCUAGUUCGGUCUCAGUUGCCCCAUCAAAGAGCUCUUCUGCCGUGAAGCCUAGUAAGCCUGCCGUCGGUGCAGGUGGCGGCCCAGGUGGUAGCGAAGGUGGUAGUGGAGGUGGUACUGUUGGUUCCGGCUCCGGAUCGGGAUCAUCAGGAUCUGGAGGAAGGGUAGGAAGCGGAGGAAGUGUGCCUACCUACAUCCCUGGAAACCCAGCUGCCAGAAUUGAUGCGCAAGAGGCUACGUUCUUGGGUGCUGCGCUCGGUGCGCUUGGAGCUUUCGCUGCCUUCCUUUAG